GGCGGGGGUGGGCGUCUUGCGCAGGCGCAGUAAGGCGGGCGAAGCGAGGGAUCCGGAAGUGCUAUCGUGAGGGCUGGUUGGAGAGGCAUUCACAGACCCAGGGUGACCCCCGGCCAGUUCCCAAAGCUCGGCCAUCCUGGCUCCGGCUGUGCCUUCUGAGGAGUGACCCCACAGGAAUCCAAGGUGCUCCCAUGUGGCAGAAAGAGGAUAGAGCCCUUUGGUUGCCCCUGCACAGGAGAAGAGUAGGCGGUCCCCACUCCUGACUCAUCUCAUCUGACCAGAGAGGUCAGCUGGCUGAUGGAUGAGCCUGGCGCUUGCUUCUCUGAGGGCCUGGGCCUCAGAGGGAAUGAAGUCAGUGGGCUGGUAGCCCACUUCUGAGCCUGAGGCACGUGGGCCGGGAGCCAUGUCCUCCUCCAAACGGCCCGAGAGCAGGGGCUCCCGACAGUGGGACUGGGGCUGCCCUGAGACCCGGAGCGAACUGGAGGAGAUCUUUUUUGGGGAUCAGGAUGUCAUCCGCCGGGGUUCUGAGGACUGCCGCAAGUUCUGGGCCUUUUUCGAACGCUUGCAGACCUUCCAGAGGCCUAAGCCAGGCCCGGAGGCCAAGAGUUUGACUGAGGCCCAGGGACCCCGAUGCCCAGCUCUGGCUGACCUCCCUGCCACCUAUGACCCACGCUACCGCAUCAACCUGGCCUUGCUGAGCGGCAAGGGCGAGCCAGGCCUGGGCUCCAGGGGGGCCCGCAGCCGGCUGCCCCGCGACCGGCUGGAGGAGUUCCGCCGAGCUGUCCUGCACUACCUGGAUUUUGGGCAGAAGCAGUCUUUUGGGAAGCUGGCCAAGCUGCAGCGGGAACGGGCAGCUCUGCCCAUAGCCCGCUAUGGGCAGCACCUGCUUCAGGCCCUCAGAGAGCACCAGGUAGUGGUUGUGGCUGGAGACACGGGCUGCGGCAAGUCUACCCAGGUGCCCCAGUACCUGCUGGCCGCUGGCUUCAGCCAUGUGGCCUGCACCCAGCCCCGGAGAAUCGCCUGCAUCUCUCUGGCCAAGCGCGUUGGCUUCGAGAGCCUCAGCCAGUAUGGAUCCCAGGUGGGAUACCAGAUCCGCUUUGAGAGCACGCGGUCCCUGGCCACGAAGAUUGUGUUCCUGACGGAGGGCCUCCUACUGCGGCAGAUCCAGCGGGAGCCAGAGCUGCCCCAGUACCAGGUGCUCAUCGUGGACGAGGUUCACGAGCGCCACCUCCACAGCGACUUCCUGUUGGGCGUCCUCCGGCGGCUGCUGCCCGCCCGCCCGGACCUCAAGCUCAUCCUCAUGUCGGCCACCAUCAACAUCGGCCUCUUCUCUAGCUACUUUGGCCACGCGCCUGUGGUGCAGGUGCCCGGGAGGCUGUUCCCCAUCACGGUCAUCUACCAGCCCGUGCCAAAGGAGGAGGCGCCGACGUCCAAGUCAGAGAGGUUGGACCCCCGGCCCUUCUUACGCGUGCUGCAGGCCAUCGACCACAAGUACCCGCCUGAGGAGCGCGGCGACCUGCUGGUGUUCCUCAGCGGCAUGGCUGAGAUCAGCGCCGUGCUCGAAGCCUUCCAGCCCUAUGCGGCCCAUACCAAGCGCUGGGUGGUGCUCCCCCUGCACAGCGCCCUGUCCAUCACAGACCAGGACAAGGUGUUUGAUGUGGCGCCUCCUGGGGUACGAAAAUGUAUCCUGUCUACCAACAUCGCAGAGACCUCGGUGACCAUCGAUGGCAUCCGCUUCGUGCUGGAUUCUGGUAAAGUGAAGGAGAUGAGCUUUGACCCCAAGGCAAAGCUCCAGCGACUCCAGGAGUUCUGGAUCAGCCGAGCCAGUGCUGAGCAGCGGAAGGGCCGGGCUGGCCGCACAGGACCCGGGGUGUGCUACCGCCUCUACGCUGAGUCCGACUAUGACACCUUUGCCCCUUAUCCUGUCCCAGAGAUCCAGAGGGUGGCCCUGGAUACUCUGGUACUGCAGAUGAAGAGUAUGGGGCUAGGGGACCCCCGUGACUUCCCCUUCAUUGAGCCCCCGCCCGCCCCCAGCCUGGAAACGGCCAUCAUCUACCUGCGGGACCAGGGCGCCCUGGAUGCCUCGGAGAACCUCACACCCAUAGGGACCCUGCUUUCUCAGCUUCCUGUGGACGUGGUGAUAGGGAAGAUCCUGAUCCUCGGCUGCCUCUUUGACUUGGUGGAGCCGGUGCUGACCAUGGCUGCGGCCCUGAGCGUCCAGUCCCCCUUUGUGCGCAGCACUCAAAGCAGCAUGGACUGUGGCUCGGCCAGGAAGCCCUUGGAGAGCGACCACGGGGACCCUUUCACUCUGCUCAACACCUUCAACGCCUGGGUGCAGGUGAAGUCAGACCGCAGCGCCAACUCCAGGAAGUGGUGCCGCCGCCGGGGGCUCGAGGAGCACCGCAUGUAUGAGAUCGCCAACCUGCGCCAGCAGUUCAAGGGGCUGUUGCAGGACCACGGGCUGCUGGCCGAGGCCCGGGCGGCACCAGGGGACAGCUAUGGCCGCCAGCAGCAGCACCGCCAACGCCGGGAGCUAUACCAGCUGAAGCGCCAGCACGAGGAGGGCGAGGGCCGGAAGCGGAAGGUCCUGCGGCUGGAGGCCCUGGAAGGCGGCUCCUCCAGCGGCGAGGAUGCAGAGGCGGCCGGCUCGCAGGCCGGGGACGGCGCCCACCGUGUGGACAUCCAGGAUGUGAAGUUCAAACUGCGCCAUGAUAUGGACCAGCUCCAGGCUGUGGCCAGCUCUGCCCAGGACCUGUCCCGGGACCAACUGGCCCUGCUGACGCUGGUGCUGGGCUGGGGCCUCUACCCCAAGCUGGCUGCCCCUGACCAGUACAACAGCUGCCGCAAGGACUCGGACCAGUUCUUCCACACCCAGAGCAAGCAGGGGACUGUCCUUCACCCCACCUGCGUGUUCGCCAACAAUCCAGACCUGCUGCAGGGAGGCCAGGCCGAGGCCCAGGAAAAGAGCCGAGAUCAGAAAGCCGGGAAGAGCGGCCGGCACCAGCUUCUGGCCUUCGUCUCCCUCCUGGAGACCGACAAGCCCUACCUGGUGAACUGCGCGAGGCUGCCGGCCCUGCCGGCCCUCCUCCUUUUCAGCCGGAGCCUGGACACAAGCGGCGACUGCACGCGCCUGGUGGCGGACGGCUGGCUGGAGCUCCAGCUGGAGGGCAGCGAGAGCGCCGUGCAGCUCCUGGCGGCCGCCCUGCGCCUCCGGGCCCGCUGGGAAGAGGCUCUGGACCGGCAGCUGGCCCGCCAGGCCAGGCCGCAAGGCGAGGGGACAGAGAGGAAGGCAGCGAGGAAGGCGGUGGCGGCGUUGGGCCAAGACCUGCUGGACUUCAUGAGAUCCAAGGUGUCCUACAGCAUCCACAGGCUGACUGCCCUGGAGGCUCAGAACCUCUAUGUGGGACCUCAGACCGUCACAGCUGCCCCCCAGCUCCCAGGCCUGUUUGGGGAGGCAGCCUUGACUCCUCAUGACACCAAGGGGGGCUACGCCGUCACGAGCUUCCUCACCUACAACUGUCUCACGAGCGACGCAGACUUGUACAGUGACUGUCUGCGCACCUUCUGGUCCUGCCCUCACUGUGGCCUCUACAUGCCCUUCACCCCCAUGGAGCGGAUGUGCCACGAGAACUCCUGCCAGCCGGCCCCCGAAGAGGCUGCCCAGGGGGCCAGCGAUGAGGAGGCUGCCUCUGGCCGCCAGGCGUCUGUUCUGCAGAGGGCCUACCACUGUGAGGUCUGUCAGAAGGACUUGCUGCUCACCCCCACAGAGAUCCUCCGACACCGCAGACUGCACCUGUGAGGGUGCCCCCCUGCCCCCUGCCCUGGACCCGAGGCUGAGCCGGCCCUUCAGGUUGUUCCCAGCUGCCUGCGGCCCCCACCUCUGUGCUCUGUGAAUAAAGGCAGUGGCUGCCGCCUUACCUCUGCAUACCCUCCGUGCUGGGGCCAGACCCAGAGGUCACGUGUUCCAGCCCUGGCCUCGGAACCGCCAAAGUCCAUCGCCCUGGGGUCCGGAGCCGCUCUGUUCCAUGUGCCCCUGGCCUUGGCUUCUUGCUCCCCUUCAUGCCUGGGCUGGGAGGAGGCCCCGUCCUUCCCCCUCCCUGAGCUUCAUGUGCCGCUGGUCCCAGAAGUAUCAGGGUGUCCUGCAACACGAGCUUGUCCUUGUGUCAGGAACCGCCUGACAGGCUCCUGCAAUGGGCUAUCUGAAGGGGGCGCCCUGCAGGGCAGCUGAGUGUCCCGAGGCCCGGGUCAGCCAAUUACCUGGGAGAGCUCAUGGCCGGCCAGGGCCCCACAGUUGGGGAGCUGCUCCAGGUGGCCUUGGGGCCCUCCCUCGUGCCCCAGCUUCUGUGGGGGGAUCUCCCCUGGGAGCGACCUGCUCCUCCAAAGAAAAUGAGCCCCUUCCAUGGGCGUCCUCAGAGCCCAGAACCAGAACUGCAGAGGACUCUACAGAGAGGAAACCAAGGCCUGGGUAAUCCCAGUCACAGAGGUCAUAGCCAAGGUGGGAUUAGAACCCGGGGCCCUGCACUGUCCUCCAUAGCACCCCCGGUGAUCUGCCUCGCCCUGGUGUGUUGGGGAAACGUCCUCACCUGGUUGUCUUUCCUUUCCUCCAGUUGGUCCAUUGGUCCGAUGGUAGAAUUGGGCCGGGCAGGGCCGUCAGCCUGCCCCAGCUGCGGCUCAGUGCCCGUCCUGAGGAGGAGUCCAUGGGCAGUGCCAUGGAGCGGGAGCUCCACAGAUGGCCAUAGCCUUCUGGGCCAGGGAGGGUAGCUCUCCCAGCCCCCUCCUCAUGAGGUGGAAGAUAGAGAAGGCUGGAGAGGUGCUCUGAACCCCCAGAACCCAGGGGUUCUUAACCCGGGCUCCUGAACUUGUCUUUGGGAGAGUUCAUUUCAUCAUAAGCCGAAUUUCCAUUGAAAUCCCAUCUUAAAACAUUGUUUUUAGAAAAGUCUCAGCCUCCCCAGGAGGUCCCAGAUGGCCCAGAACGGCUGGUGACUUUGGCUGGGGGACCUUGUGUGCAUGUGGUUUUAUGUUGGCGAGAUCAUAGGCAAGGGUGGCAUCGUUGGAUAUAAUGUUUAAAGACCAA
Dromiciops gliroides (monito del monte) is the source of this 5074-nucleotide messenger RNA. It is a transcript of the gene DHX34, whose product is annotated as DExH-box helicase 34. The record is from RefSeq and is a predicted model, not a curated record. Gene Ontology annotation, molecular function: RNA binding; ATP binding. Gene Ontology annotation, biological process: nuclear-transcribed mRNA catabolic process, nonsense-mediated decay. The transcript has 17 exons. Lineage: Eukaryota; Metazoa; Chordata; Mammalia; Microbiotheria; Microbiotheriidae. Gene Ontology annotation, cellular component: intracellular anatomical structure. The coding region runs from base 404 to 3799 and encodes 1131 amino acids.